AUGCUUAUUGCGGGGGGUGCACACAUGGAUCCUGACGAUACUCAAGGGCUAGCUCAUUUAUGUGAACAUAUUAUUAUGGGACAACGAGACUUUAAGCAAGCAGUUGAUACUGUAGGAGGAAUAGCUAAUGCCAACACUAGUGGUGAAAUCACCAAUUAUUAUUGGCAAGCUCCAGUUAACGAAGGAGAUGAAGGUCGUAGUUUGGCAAUGAUGGAUAGAUUUGCAAUGUUAUUUGAAAAGGUCAAUAUCCUGGAACAUUUGGUAAGAAGAGAAGUCAAUGCUAUUGAUGAAGAACAUAUUGCCAAUACAAACAACACUACUAGAAUCCUUUACCAUGGAUGUAGACUUCUUGCCAACGAAGAACAUCCUUUCCAUAGGUUUUGCACUGGGAAUAGUGAUACCAUUCUUGCUACUUCCUAUACAACCAUCAGAAAACAUUUGACAGAUUAUAUUUUUGAAAACUAUUUACCCAAGAAUAUGGCCUUGGUCUUGAAAGGUCCCUUCCUGUUGAUCAACCUUCAAAACUUGGCUUAUACUACGUUCUCCAGAAUCCCCAAUAGCAACAACGGAAUGGCAACAACGACGACAACAACAACAACAACAACAACAUCAUCAUCAUCAUCAACAACACAAAAAUCUUUUGCAAUCGUUGAUAAGCAGUUUAAUUAUUCUACAAGAAUCUUCCAACCAGCUCCACGGCUAUUGCUUAUAGCUUCAGAUACCAACUCAUGUCUUCGGUUGAUAUUCCCGUUUAAAAGCUCGAGUAUCAACCAAUUGUUUUCCAAUGCCUGGUGUGAUAUCUUUGGUGACGAACGAGAGAAUACUUUAUGCCAGUAUUUCCAUAAGAAACAAUUCAUCAACAGUCUUGUGACAUCCACCAGUGCUUUGACUUACGAUGAAUCGAUCUUCAUUAUCGAUUUGGACUUGACCAAUAGGGGGAGAGAUAGGCAUCUUCUUGAGAUUGUCCAAUCGGUGUUCUAUUACAUACGUCAUUUGCUACCUAAUGUAAGUGAAGUGGCCAAAUACUUGAGCAGAAUAACCACCAUAAACAAGCUGAACUUUUACUAUAACAGCAAUCCAGGAAGUGGAGUGGAUGAGAUUGAAGAAAUUGGGGAACGACUUCUUGGAGAUUUGAAUGAUUUAGGGUUGCAAAACGUUAUAAAGGGGUUUGGAGAUUUGGAUUUUGAUGUUAGAAAGGGUCGGUUUGUUGGAAGUUAUGAAGAAGAUAAAAAUUGGUGGGAGAAACUAGCUAGAGAUUUUAUUGCGUUAACAAAACUUGUUCUUUCACCUGCUAAUUGCAAGUUGUUAGGUAUGAUGGACUCAGCAAAGAUGUCAAGCAUUUCAUCUAUUGCUACUCAAAUUCUGGAAGAAAUCACGGACCCUUAUUAUCAAUUUGAUUAUCGAAUAUGUGAAGUAAAUGAUGCCAUUUUCCAAUCCCCUUCCCCAGAUAGUCUUCCUCUGCUUCCUGAAAGUCUUCUGUCACCAUUAUUCAUCACUACAACGCUUAAGGAACUCAAUGAAUUGAUAACCUCAUUUAAGAAUAACCCCCUUGGAUUUCAAAAUGCAUCUACACUUUCCACCACAACUCCGACCAAGAUAUCUGAAUCCAAGCAUCAUGAAUUAUGGUUCCGUAACUCGUUGGACAAUGCUACAAGACACAGACUAGUGGUUUCUUUACAAUGGCAGCAUCAAACAUUACCUCAAUCUCCUCACACAACCAUUGCAAUUGAACUCAUUAACCAAGUCAUAGGAGAAAAGUUAAAGUUAAGUCUUUAUGGAGCAGAAGCCGUGGGUGUUGAAUGGGGGUUAUUUAGCAAUUUGAACAGUACCAACAGUAUUCUGUUGACUAUAAAGGGCUUGAUAGAGUCAAUUGAACCCGUGAUUCAAUUUGUUGUGGACCAAAUUAGAAACAUCUUAACCAAUUGGACAUCUGUUGUUAGUGGUGAAGAGUACAUUAGAGCUCGGAUAACCGUUAGAAAACGUUAUGAGGAACUUAUGGAGUCUGGAGGUUUAACUAUGGCAACUGCUGGGCUAAUGGGCUUUUUAGAACAGAAUAUUUGGUCUGCUGAAGAUAGACUAGAUGAGUUGGAAUUGAUUGAGUUUGAAGAUAUUGAUCUUAUCUGUAAAUCCUUUAUCAAUGGGAUCUCCGAAGGUAAGUUCACCCGAUUAUUAAUUACUGGUGACUGUUUGGAGAGAGACUGUGUAAGAGUUGCCAACAUUAUAAAGAAGUUAACCGGAGGAGAUGAUAAGAAUGAGAAAGGUAAUUUCCGAAAGUCAAAGCAUAAAUCAAUGAUUUCUGUUAAAAGUGCAACAUCAACAUAUCCUACACCAUCUAAUUCCGUAUUGCUGAUGCUGCAUUCUGAGAAUAAUUAUAAUGAACCAGCAUCAUAUUAUAUUCCACCGGGGAAACGGUUCACAUUUGAAACAGAAGCUCAUAAGGAUGAUCCCGUGAACACGAUACUCUAUUAUAUUCAAUUAGGACCACGGAAUGAUCCAUAUGUAAGAACAAUGACUAAAUUGUUCAACUACUUACUUGGAAUUAUAGCCUUGAAAGAGCUCCGGGAGAGGAAACAACUAGGGUACAUUGUAAUUAAUGGAAUGAGAAUCAUGAGAACUACUGUUGGAGUUUAUUUGAUGAUUCUAAGCAGUCAAUAUACUCCGAAGGAAUUAAUGAAAGAGAUAGAAAUGUUCUUACUCGAGUGGGAAACAUGUUUAUAUCCGGUGAUAAGCAAUGAAGUAACAUUUGAACGGCAAAUUAUUAGACCUUUUCUUUCCCUGGUUGGUCAAUACAAUGAUCUUAUUCCUACUAAUUUGGUGUACAAUCUGCCACCAUCAGUUAGCAGUACUAAUUUUGAUAAUGAAAAUGAAGUGUAUUUAAGUCAUAAAAAUGAAUGGGAAAAGAUUCUUAAUCGAACCUACAGAUUUGGAGCUCAAAAGGGAGAAGAUGAAAUCGAUCUUGAUAUUGCCAGGAACUUGAAAGCCAAUGAAUUCUGGAAAUUUUUCAGAACUUACAUCUCCAUUAAAUCCAAUGUUAGAUCGAGUCUUUGUGUUCUGUUACGAACAACCAUGAGCAAAGAAGAAGCAGAGAGAAAGAUCAAAAAGACUCAGAUAACCCAAUUGCUUGAAAGCCGAGGGAUUGAUAUGACUUCGGAAGAAAUUGAUUCAUUAAUCGACAGAAAUAAAGGUGACAUGCUCAGAAUAGCCAGUGAAUUAGGGUUGGCCGGAGGAAUUAUCGGAAAAAUAGGCAUGAAGGUGUUAAAGAUAUUUGGAGAUUCAAAGAAUAAAUCAAAGAGUAAACUUGAUACAGGUCAAUUAAGACGAUUGAAAAGAGAAUAUGGAAAUGUGUAUAAGGAUUUGGAGCCAGUUCUCCCAGAAGCUGUUGUUGAUAGUUUUCAAGAUUUUCAUCAACAGCUGGCUAUCAUUGAGUUUCAGUAA
Messenger RNA from Lizanozyma spartinae, 3435 nucleotides. It is a transcript of the gene AXL1, whose product is annotated as Axl1p. The transcript is spliced from 2 exons. Gene Ontology annotation, cellular component: cytosol; mitochondrion. The coding region runs from base 1 to 3435 and encodes 1144 amino acids. The record is from RefSeq and is a predicted model, not a curated record. Gene Ontology annotation, molecular function: metal ion binding; metalloendopeptidase activity. Gene Ontology annotation, biological process: peptide catabolic process. NCBI's taxonomy places the organism in Eukaryota, Fungi, Ascomycota, Pichiomycetes, Serinales, Debaryomycetaceae.